UCGGGACGCGUCCGCCUGCAGGACCCAGAAUCCUCUGCGCCGAGGCAAGAUGGAAGAACGCAGCAGCUGCGGGAGAACAAUGUUUUGGCUUUAGAUAUUGAAACGGACAGCUGAGGGUGAACUACACGAGCCAAAAUAGCAGGUCAUGGUCCUGCACCGGAUGACACUGAUUGCCAACCCAUAGUUUUCCUGCCCGCCGGCAUCCAUCAUGAACAUCAUUCAAGACAAACUAGGCAAUGAAUACCUGCGCUCCAACGGGAGCAUGGACUCCAAUUUCGGCUCUGGCAUGAUAAUGUUCAGCCACCUCCCUCCGGUGACAAGCUUCACCCGGCUGGCUGCCCACUCCGUCAUGCAGGACCUUCCGCCUCAAGAAAUGAUCUUGAAGAAGGAGCGUGACUCGCCCGACUGCAGCAUGGGUUACCAGGGUGGCCGCAUGGGGUGUGCGGGGCUGGGAGACUAUGUUCACGCCAUGGGUAUCAAGCAGGAGAAGCUGUCGGAGCACGAUUAUCGCCUGCCGGUUUACCCCGUAGGGCUGGGGAAGAGCACUGAGCUGCUGGAGGUGACAGUCAGCAACAACCAGAACCUGCUGGUGCAUGACCUCAACAUGGGCAAUCUGCCGAGUCAGUUAGGAAAGGAGCCCACUGGGAGAAAAGGUCGGAGGUCAAAUGGUGAUGGACAGGAGGGUAAACCAAGAAAGAAGAGAAGCGAGGCAAAGCAAUCAAUGAUGCUGGAUGCAGAUGGAAGCAGCCUGUCGCCGGGAACAAAGCCUCACAUCUGUGAGCACUGCGCCGCCUCCUUCAGAAGCUCCUAUCACCUACGCAGACACGUUCUCAUCCACACAGGUGAAAGACCCUUCAGAUGCAAUCAGUGCAACAUGAGUUUCAUUCAGAAAUACCUUCUCCAGCGACAUGAGAAAAUCCACAGUGGAGAGAAGCCAUUCAGCUGUGACCAGUGUAACAUGCGUUUCAUUCAGAAGUACCACAUGGAGAGGCACAAGAGGACUCACAGCGGAGAAAAGCCGUACAGAUGUGAGACCUGCCAACAGUAUUUUUCUAGGACAGACCGACUGCUUAAGCACAAGCGAACCUGUGGAGAAGCCAUAAAGAAGGGAAUGGAUCCUGGGUUGAUGGACCUGGGUUGUGUAGACUUGGGACAUGGCAGCUAUGGAAUCACUCAGGGAAAUGUUGGGAGAAAGAGGGGAAGGUCCAAAAAUUCUGGUGAGGGAGGGGAGCGCAAGAAGAAGAAGGGGGAUGGAGGAGGGUUGAGGGUACCGCAUAUUCAUGGUGAUGUACCUGACGGCUACAGCAUCCAUGAUUACUCGAUGGAGAAUCAAACGGUAUCUUCCUCUACUGAACCGGGACCCAGCAUGCAGCAGGGUCACCACGGCCGGGCCCCAAAGAUGGCCUUCAAGAAGGCUAACCGCAAGAGCCUGGAUAAAGCGGUUCUGGGACAGGCCAAAGCAGGCUCGCUGGAGCAGAGCGAGGGCAUGGAUGGUCUCGGCCUCAUGCACGGUAACGGGGCAAAAGUAGGCCCCGCCAGCAGCAACUAUGACGACGCCAUGCAGUUCCUCAAGAAACGACGCUACCUUAAUGCAGCUAACAAUGCAAACUCAUCAGGGCCGGUGGUGGCUGGAGGAACCAGCAGUGAAUAUGAUGUCGGCGUUGGUCACUUGUCUUCCCAGCAGUCAGUCAUUCAGGGUGUCGUUUCCAGCGUGAUGGACAGCGACGCGCCUCUAAAUCUCGACAAGUCCGGGAUCCCAGACGAGGUGCUGCAGAGCCUCCUCGACCACUACACCCAGAAACCGGACGGCUCGCACCACGACGUUCACUUUGACAUCAGCGACCAUCACGUGGAGCUGCACCCCGCCUCCGCAGACUGCUCUGACAUCGGCCACAACGCCGACACCUCCAGUCCGUCCGGAGACAAGAUCGGCAUGAUGCACGAAUACUCUCGCUUCCUGCUGCAGGCUUUGGAGCGCACCAGCCACAGUGCCAGCUUCCCCCUGGGCCUCGGGCCUCCCGCCUCAGGACCGUUCACCAGUUCCCACCCGGGAAAUCCCCUCUACGCUGACAAGAACAUUUACACUACGUCCCCGAUGGAGUGCGGGUUUGGCCAGUCGGUGGCCUCGCCUUCGCUGCCCUCCUCUGUGCCAAAGUCUCACUUUGCAAUGCUGACGGGAUCCUCGCCGCAGCACGGCUUCCACCUGAGCGGCCUUGAGGCCUCCACACACCAGCAGCUCACCCCUUCUCAGGAGCUCACCGACCAGAUGGAGAAGCAACACUCCUCCACUCCCCCUUCCUCCUACCAGAUCAGCCCAUCUGACCUGAGCACCCAGAAGGACCAGGCUCCGAUCAAGAACGGUACGGUGGUCUACCCGCUGGCCGCCUCGCAGGAUUUGGCCUCUCUGGACUCCUCCAAGCCUUCCUACCAGAUCGAAAACUUUGCCCAGGCCUUUGGCUCCCAAUUCAAGUCGGAUGGCCGUGGCCUGUCUUACGGCACCGACUCUAGCGGGGAGGUGGAUCACAGGAUACGGACGCCUGUGUCUGAAUUCUCAGGGUAUAGUAGUUUGUUAUCUGAUGUCAAUGAGCCAGUAAGUACAGGUUCCAAAACUACAACAAGCCAAAGCUACAGAUGAGAGCCUGAGAGGGAGAGAACACGUGUUAAAUUCUCAGUUUUAUUUUUUUGUGCUCCUAUUUUAUUAUUAUUAUUAUUAUUAUUAUUAUUGUUAUUAUUUUUAAGUGACAUCUUUGUAAUUAUUCAGAUUCUGGUUCUGUGCCCACUCCUCUCCCCACAAUAAGCCCACAGGGCUUCCUGCAAAUGCAAUUCUUUUUUUUUAAGUAUGUUAUUUUUAAGUUAAAUAUGUAUUUACUGUUUGUUCUCGUCAUAUUAGUGGCAUUAAGUCUGGUCAUAACUCAUGAACUGAAAGUACUUUUUUUAAAUACGUGUAGCGUAGUACAGGACAUAUUUCUUUUACAAUGAGGUGUUUGAGCAAUCAACGUUACAAUUGUAAAACAAUAAUGAGAAUAACCACGAUGGCAGGGAAUAGCCCAGUGUUGAAAUAGCAAAAAAAAAAAAAAAAGUUGUCUGUUACAAGGUUUAAAGUAUUACUCAGGAAAAAGUGUAAAAGGAGAAGCCUACGAGGUGCAGUGAGCGCUCUUUUCAGAAGUUCGUGUGUGACUUCAAAGAGGAUUUUUCUUAUGUUUUAUUACUUGUUGAAUGAGUGUGACAUAAACAGACUGCUGCCAGCUCACUUGAGCACUGAAAACACUUUCUACUUGGCUAUAUAGAGAUUAUGGUACUUCCGUGUCAAUGUGAAACUCAUGUUUUCUUCAAUAAGGGCCAUAUAUAUAUAU
Anarrhichthys ocellatus (wolf-eel) is the source of this 3353-nucleotide messenger RNA. It is a transcript of the gene znf281a, whose product is annotated as zinc finger protein 281a. The transcript is spliced from 7 exons. Gene Ontology annotation, molecular function: RNA polymerase II cis-regulatory region sequence-specific DNA binding; DNA-binding transcription factor activity, RNA polymerase II-specific. NCBI's taxonomy places the organism in Eukaryota, Metazoa, Chordata, Actinopteri, Perciformes, Anarhichadidae. Bases 209 to 2635 code for a protein of 808 amino acids. Gene Ontology annotation, biological process: regulation of transcription by RNA polymerase II. The record is from RefSeq and is a predicted model, not a curated record.